CAUGCGCCGAGGGCUACUACUAGUACUGUUUGGGGCGUCAGUGUCGGCUCGCGACGACACGUGCGCGGUCGCGCCGGCCACGCGCCUCGACUGCUACCCGACGACGAAGCACUUUCCCAACGCGACCGAGGAGGCCUGCCGUGCCCAGGGCUGCUGCUGGGACGCGGCGCAGUCGAUCCCGUGUGCGUUUGGGCGGGUUCCGGAGCCGACGCCGGCGGCGUGCAGCGCCGUCGUUCCGUCGUCGCGCAUGGCUUGCCGCAACCCGCGCUACUUUUUGUCGCCCAACUCGGCAACCGAGUGCGCUCAUAUGGGCUGCUGCUUUGACACGACGUCGGGCGAGUGCUUCCAGCCGCGCACGACGGGCUACGAACUCGACACGGCGUCGUGGCACGAGACCGCCACGGGCUUCUCAGGCACACUGCGUCAGCCGGCAGGCGCGCGCGGGCCGUUUGGCAACGACAUUCGCACGCUUGCGCUGGAGGUGGACACGCAAGACGACUCUCGCGUCCGCGUCCGCAUCACGGACCCGACGUUUCCGCGCUUUGAAGUGCCCCUCAACAUCUCGGCAACACCGACGGCUGCCAUCGGCAACCGCGCCUACGACGUCCGCGUGACGUCGGCGCCGUUCGGGAUUGCCGUCGUUCGACGCGCAACGGGCGAGACGCUUUUCAACUCGACACCGACACCGACGGGAAAUGGCCUCAUCUUUGAGAACCAGUUUCUUGAGCUCUCGACGUCGACGCCGACGCAAGCGACAUUCUUUGGCCUCGGCGAGCACGUCGGAACGUUCUUGGCACCGGCGGACGGCGACCACUUUACGAUCUGGGCGCGCGACCAAGUAGCCAACAAGUACCACGCCCACACGCGCAACGGCAGCGACAACGUCUACGGCGUGCAUCCCUUCUACGUCCGGCGCGAAGCCACUGGCGCCGCCCACGGUGUCUUUCUCUUGAACGCCAACGCAAUCGAAGUCGUUGCGCAGCCGCAGUCGCUCACGUUCCGGACAGUCGGCGGCAUCCUGGAUUUCUUUGUGUUUGCGGGACCGACGCCGGCGGCCGCGGUCGCGCAGUACACGGGCCUCGUCGGCCGCCCGGCGCUGCCGCCGUACUGGGCGCUCGGGUACCACCUCUGCCGGUGGCAGAACCUCAAGAACCCGCACCCAGACCACCGCCUCUCGGACGUUGUGAGUACGCUCCAGCGCAUGCGCGACUUUGGCGUGCCGCACGACGGGCAGUGGACCGACAUUGACGCGAUGGACCGCAAGAUGGACUUUACGUGGAGCGACGACGCCUUCCCGAUCGCGGACGUCGUCGCGUUCAUUGACGACCUCCACGCCCACGACCAACACUAUAUCCCGAUUGUGGACGCGGGCAUCGCUGUGGCGUCGCCGGCGUACGCCGAUGGCGUCGCGUCGCAAGUCUUUAUGCGAGACCCCGGCAACGGUAGCUGGGAGCAGGACAAGGCGUGGCCGGGCAUGGUGGCCUUCACCGACUUUUACCACCCGAACGCGUCGGCGUUCUGGGAAGCCCAGCUCCGGUCCUACUAUGCGACGGCCCAAUACGACGGCAUCUGGCUCGACAUGAACGAGCCGAGCAGUUUUUGCACCGAGGGCGGGCGCGGCAGCCAGUCGUGCUUUCCGAAUGACACGUACGUCGCGCCGGCCUUUGUCAAGUCGGCCGACGUCAUGGGUCCGUUCGACCCGUACCGGCAGCCGUACGUGCCGGGGCAAAAGGUCGCAGCGACCGGCAACCUCGCGUUCAAGACCGCAGCCCUCGGCGCCCACCACGUCAACUCGAUCCACUACAACCUCCAUUCGCUCUACGGGCACGCCAACGUGAUGGCGACGCGCCAAGCCGUCGACCAUAUUCGGGGCAAGCGGACGCUCAUUCUGACGCGCUCGACGUACGCUGGCGACGGACAGUACGCGGCGCACUGGCUAGGCGACAACGCGGCGACGUGGACCGACAUGCGCCAGAGCAUCGCCGGCGUCUUGGCGGCCAAUGUCUUUGGGAUGCCGAUGGUCGGGCCGGACGUCUGCGGCUUCCGCGCCAACACGACGCGCGAGCUCUGUAUUCGGUGGCACCAAGCCGCCGUGCUCUUCCCGUUCAUGCGCAACCACAACGAAGCCGAGCGCGACCAGGCGCCCGUCGACUUUGACGUUGACGCGAUCGACAUGAUCAAGCAGACGCUUCUGAAGCGGUACGCGCUGCUGCCGGCGCUCUACACGGCGCUGUACCACGCCGCCGUCGACGGCGCGACGGUCGUCCGGUCGUUGUACUUUGAAUUCCCCGACGACGCGGCGACGGUGCAAAUCGAGUCGCAGUACCUCCUCGGGUCGUCGCUCCUCGUGGCGCCCGUGCUGACGCCGACGGCUACGAUGGUCGACGUCUACUUUCCAAAGGCGCUUUGGUUUGACCUCUGGAGCGGCGAGCGUGUGCAGACGACCGGUGGCCGCCGUGUCACAGUCGACGCACCAUUGGAGACCGUGCCCAUGUACCUCCGUGGCGGUGCCAUUGUGCCGCUGCAGGCACCGUCGACGACGACGACCGCAAGCCGCAAGAACCCUUUCAGCUUGAAGAUCGCGCUCUCCGCGACCGGGGAUGCCGUUGGCGACUUGUACAUGGACAGCGGCGACUCGAUCGACCCGCUUCGCACGGCAGCGUUCACGCGUCUUUCCUUUGGCGCCACCCAAGAGGCGAGCGGUGUCCUCAAGAUCACAUCGACGAUCACAGCGAGCGGCUACACGGGGCCCGAAACCAAGGUCCACCUCGAGACCAUCCAAGUGUACGGCGCCAAGGACGCUAUGACGUGGCAGGUCGACGGCGCCGAUGCCACGUGGAACGCUACGACUGGCGUCCUCACCCUCUCGGGCUUGGCGCUUCCCAUCGCCGAGCCCUUUACGCUGACGGUCCGUCCCAGUCACGAAGCGCCUAACGGCAGUGCAUCGUCGGUCGGUGCGUCGUGGAUUGUGUGGGUCGUCGUUGCCGGCAUCGUUGCCACGGCGCUCAUCGUUGUGCACCGCUGCUACCAGCGCCGUCAUGGCUACCGCCGUGUCGCCUAGUGAGUUGGCAUGGAAUCAGGAUAUCGUAAAUCGAGCGUACACUGUAGCAUCC
Saprolegnia parasitica CBS 223.65 is the source of this 3113-nucleotide messenger RNA. RefSeq lists its product as hypothetical. The transcript has a single exon. Gene Ontology annotation, molecular function: carbohydrate binding; hydrolase activity, hydrolyzing O-glycosyl compounds. The annotation marks the transcript as partial. The record is from RefSeq and is a predicted model, not a curated record. Lineage: Eukaryota; Oomycota; Saprolegniomycetes; Saprolegniales; Saprolegniaceae. Gene Ontology annotation, biological process: carbohydrate metabolic process.